AUGCCAGGUCGCUUAAAAUCCUCGUCGCCGGACGCAACGGAUUGCUCAUCGGAUGCAGCAGACGCCUCACCAACGCCCACACUCUCCACAGCCGCGGAGUCUCCAAAAACACCCACGCCCUCGACGCCUCCACCGUCCGUGCCUGACCUCGCGCGUACCCCACCUCCACCCGCGCCACAGCGCGCACCACCCAUGACGCCAGAACGCACCCGCCUCACCCUCAUCCGCAAUCGCCGCCUUCACUACCUCUCAUCAACCCCGACCUACUUCACUGCGCCCGACCUCGAGCUCGCCGAUCCACUCCUCUACGACCGCUUAAUCCGACAAUACAUGACACCGGCGGAACGCGAAGCACAAGGGCGUGCGCGGGGUUGGUCGGGAGUUCUCGAAGCGGAUCUCACUCGCGCUGAGGCGAAGGUUGCCGCUCUCGCGGACAGCGACACCAGUGUGCCUGUCGAGGCCAGGGCGGAGACGGCGUCCGGAGAGGUGGUGUCCACCCGGGAGGAGGGCGAGCAGCUGUGGCGUGAGACGAUGACACUACGGUUUCUCGAGGGGAGGGACCCCGACGUUGAUUACGUGACGAUCGAUGAGAGCGAGGAUUGGGAUGACCAGGAGACGGAGAGAAGGGAGGCAGAGGAGAUGUGGUUCGAUGCUGAGACUCCAAGCGCCGUCACGAGCGAUACAGGGGUGCUAGAUUAUUGA
This is a messenger RNA of Tricharina praecox, 702 nucleotides long. RefSeq lists its product as uncharacterized. NCBI's taxonomy places the organism in Eukaryota, Fungi, Ascomycota, Pezizomycetes, Pezizales, Pyronemataceae. Bases 1 to 702 code for a protein of 233 amino acids. The record is from RefSeq and is a predicted model, not a curated record. The transcript has a single exon.